AUGGAGUCCUUGCCAGUGGUUGGACCACGCUUGCCUGGUCGUCCACUGGUAGAAGUCGUGCAAACUGGUCAGAUAAAACCGACACCAAUGCAAAGCCACCACAAGCCCCACAACUCCUUGAAUAACGCCGCUAAAUGCGCGAGCUAUACCGCAGUAGUCUAA
Molecule: messenger RNA, 162 nt
Organism: Fomitiporia mediterranea MF3/22
Lineage: Eukaryota; Fungi; Basidiomycota; Agaricomycetes; Hymenochaetales; Hymenochaetaceae
Exons: 2
Coding region: 1-162 (53 amino acids)
Source: RefSeq, a predicted model, not a curated record